UGCUGUGUCCUCCAUCUUCUUCACUCCGCUCUACGCAAUUCAGCCGGUUCUGGAGUAGGGCAGAUCCGCGUAGAAACAUCAAGAUGCUGUCAGUUCGUGUCGCUGCGGCCCUUGCCCGCACUCUGCCAAGACGGGCCGGAUUUGUUUCCAAAAGUCUCCCUGUUGCAUGUGUAGGAGUCAAGCACCUCCACACCAGCAGACCAUGGCUGGUGAAGACAGGCACUGCGGAGGUGUCAUCCAUCCUGGAGGAGAAGAUAAUGGGGGCUGAAACCAGCAGCGACCUGGAGGAGACCGGCCGCGUGCUGUCCAUCGGUGACGGUAUUGCCAGGGUGUACGGUCUGAGGAACGUCCAGGCUGAGGAGAUGGUGGAGUUCUCCUCUGGACUCAAGGGCAUGUCUCUGAAUUUGGAGCCCGACAAUGUUGGUGUGGUGGUGUUUGGUAACGACAAGCUGAUCAAGGAGGGGGACAUCGUGAAGAGGACAGGAGCUAUUGUGGACGUGCCCGUGGGCGAGGAGCUGCUGGGCCGCGUGGUGGACGCUCUGGGAAACGCCAUCGAUGGCAAGGGUCCCCUGGGCUCCAGUAUCCGUAGGCGUGUGGGCCUGAAGGCCCCAGGCAUCAUCCCUCGUAUCUCUGUGAGGGAGCCCAUGCAGACUGGGAUCAAGGCCGUCGACAGCUUGGUGCCCAUUGGCCGUGGCCAGCGUGAGCUUAUCAUUGGUGACAGGCAGACUGGCAAAACCGCCAUUGCCAUCGACACCAUCAUCAACCAGAAGCGCUUCAACGAAGGCACAGAGGAGAAGAAGAAGCUGUACUGCAUCUACGUGGCCAUCGGCCAGAAGAGGUCCACCGUGGCCCAGCUGGUGAAGAGGCUGACUGACGCCGACGCCAUGAAGUACACCAUCGUGGUGUCGGCCACCGCCUCCGACGCCGCCCCCCUGCAGUACCUGGCCCCCUACUCUGGCUGCUCCAUGGGAGAGUUCUUCAGGGACAACGGCAAGCACGCCCUCAUCAUCUACGACGAUCUGUCCAAGCAGGCUGUGGCCUACCGUCAGAUGUCCCUGCUGCUGCGUCGCCCCCCCGGCCGCGAGGCCUACCCCGGAGACGUGUUCUACCUGCACUCCCGUCUGCUGGAGAGAGCGGCCAAGAUGAACGACAACUUUGGAGGCGGAUCCCUGACUGCUCUGCCCGUCAUCGAGACCCAGGCCGGUGAUGUGUCGGCCUACAUUCCAACCAACGUCAUCUCCAUCACAGACGGACAGAUCUUCCUGGAGACUGAGCUGUUCUACAAGGGUAUCCGUCCCGCCAUCAAUGUGGGUCUGUCUGUGUCCCGUGUCGGCUCCGCCGCCCAGACCAAAGCUAUGAAGCAGGUGGCUGGUACCAUGAAGCUGGAGUUGGCCCAGUACCGUGAGGUGGCUGCCUUCGCCCAGUUCGGCUCUGACCUGGACGCCGCCACCCAGCAGCUGCUGAACCGUGGAGUCCGUCUGACGGAGCUCCUGAAGCAGGGACAGUACUGCCCCAUGGCCAUUGAGGAGCAGGUGACGGUCAUCUACGCCGGUGUGAGGGGACACUUGGACAAAAUGGAGCCCAGCAAGAUCACAAAGUUCGAGAAGGCUUUCCUGCAGCAUGUUCUCAGCCAACACCAGGACCUCUUGGCAACAAUUAGGGCCGAUGGCUCAAUCUCACCGGACUCAGACGUCAAGCUGAAGCAGAUCGUCUUGACCUUCCUUUCAAGCUUCGAGUAAUUUUUGGUCCCCAAAAAUGUUUUGGCAAUGUUGCAUAGUGCGCCUCGGUUAAACUUUCUAUGAACUUCGGAAAUUCACGUGGCAUUUGAUCUUUAAUGUACAGAUAUCUCCUAACAGAAAAUAAAGUAUUCCUAAGCCAGGAGCCCUGGA
This is a messenger RNA of Hypomesus transpacificus, 1889 nucleotides long. RefSeq names its product ATP synthase subunit alpha, mitochondrial-like. NCBI's taxonomy places the organism in Eukaryota, Metazoa, Chordata, Actinopteri, Osmeriformes, Osmeridae. Bases 84 to 1739 code for a protein of 551 amino acids. Gene Ontology annotation, biological process: proton transmembrane transport; proton motive force-driven ATP synthesis. The record is from RefSeq and is a predicted model, not a curated record. Gene Ontology annotation, molecular function: proton-transporting ATP synthase activity, rotational mechanism; ADP binding; ATP binding. The transcript has 11 exons.